Helianthus annuus (common sunflower) is the source of this 693-nucleotide messenger RNA. RefSeq lists its product as uncharacterized. Lineage: Eukaryota; Viridiplantae; Streptophyta; Magnoliopsida; Asterales; Asteraceae. The record is from RefSeq and is a predicted model, not a curated record. Gene Ontology annotation, biological process: DNA repair; telomere maintenance. The transcript has a single exon. Gene Ontology annotation, molecular function: DNA helicase activity. The coding region runs from base 1 to 693 and encodes 230 amino acids.
AUGUUUCUUUGGAAGACAUUCGCAGCUGCAUUACGAUCCAAAUGUGAAGUUGUAUUGAAUGUUGCAUCUAGGGGAAUUGCAUCACUUUUGUUAGAUGGUGGUAGAACUGCUCAUUCAAGGUUUGUAAUUCCAAUCAACAUUAACGAGGAUUCAAUAUGUUUGAUAGAGCCUAAUACUGAAUUAGGUGAUUUAAUUAAAAGAACAACUUUGAUUAUUUGGGAUGAAGCACCUAUGACUCACAAUCAUUGUUUCGAGGCUCUCGAUAGGACAAUGAGAGACAUAUCACGUUCCAGUCAAUCGAACAUAGAAGGCAAGCCUUUUGGAGGAAAGGUCGUUCUAUUUGAUGGUGAUUUUAGACAAAUUCUUCUAGUCAUCCCUAAAGGUACCAGAAGCAUGAUAGUCGAUGCUUCUUUGUAUUCUUCUUAUAUAUGGCAACAUUGUCAAGUACUAAAGCUUAUGAGAUUAAGAGUUGGAUGUAAGCAAACAGAUUUACAAGAAAUAAAGGAAUUUGCAGAAUGGAUUUUAAAGCUUGGUGAUGGUCUCCUUGGUGAUGAAAAUGAUGGUGAGGUAGAUAUUGAAAUUCCAGAUGAUUUACUUAUUCAUGAUCAAGUCAAUCCUAUUUCUUUUCUAAUUUCAUUUACAUAUCUGGAUAUGAAUAAGUGUUUGUGGGAUUUAGCGUAUUUCCAACAAUGA